Molecule: messenger RNA, 645 nt
Organism: Drosophila sulfurigaster albostrigata
Lineage: Eukaryota; Metazoa; Arthropoda; Insecta; Diptera; Drosophilidae
Gene: Vti1b
Product: vesicle transport through interaction with t-SNAREs homolog 1A
Exons: 2
Coding region: 95-466 (123 amino acids)
Biological process (GO): retrograde transport, endosome to Golgi; regulation of protein localization to plasma membrane; vesicle fusion with Golgi apparatus
Cellular component (GO): late endosome membrane; endoplasmic reticulum membrane; Golgi apparatus
Molecular function (GO): SNARE binding; SNAP receptor activity
Source: RefSeq, a predicted model, not a curated record
ACGGUCACAUUGACUGAGUGAACAACGAUUUGCAAAACGGUCGAACAGCUGAUGCAUAAAGUAAGUAUUGCAUUUUUACGAAACUGCAAUUAACAUGUCUUAUGGAGGAUACACCCAACUGCCCAGUGGCAGUACUGAGCACGAUCGUCGUCAACAGCAAGUGCUAGCGAACACCUACAAUGUCCUUCAGAGUACAAAUGAAAGCAUUGAGAGAUCCAAUCAAGUCGCACUUCAGACGGAAUCUGUGGGCGCUGAAAUACUUGGAGAACUGGGCGGACAAAGGGAAUCGCUGUUGCGCACUACCCGUAGACUUGAGGAUGCUGAUCAGGAGCUGUCCAAAUCGCGAGUCAUCAUACGCAAGCUACGUCAUGAAGUCCUAUACAAUAGAGUGGUUUUAAUCCUGAUAAUCAUUCUGGAAAUUGGCAUACUUGCUGGUCUUCUAGUUCUGAAAUUUGCCCACCUAUAAAGAGAAUUGGAUUCUAAAGUAUAUCUGUAUUCGGAGUUGGAUAUGGGGGCGUUUUUAUUAAGUGAUUUGUAUUUUGUAUCUAACAUCAAUGUUAAUCCCAUGCCUUAGACAUAUAGAGUGUUAAAUUAAGUUUACUAUAAAUCGUAAAAUAUAUAUCAAUAAAAACAGCUAAAAUGGUA